Molecule: messenger RNA, 1359 nt
Organism: Wasmannia auropunctata (little fire ant)
Lineage: Eukaryota; Metazoa; Arthropoda; Insecta; Hymenoptera; Formicidae
Product: vacuolar protein sorting-associated protein 13C-like
Exons: 3
Biological process (GO): protein targeting to vacuole; protein retention in Golgi apparatus
Cellular component (GO): extrinsic component of membrane
Source: RefSeq, a predicted model, not a curated record
GUGUGGCUGGACCUGGAGAUGCAGAAAUUACGGAUUGGCUUAACGAAGCGUCAGUACCAGACUCUGGUGCGGUUGGGUGAGGGCUUGGAUCAGGCGCGGAAGGCCGCGCCGUACCGGAAGUACCGGCCGAAUUUGACGUCGUAUCGCGGUCACUACAAGGAGUGGUGGCACUUCGCGUACACCUGCGUCCUCGAGGAGACCGUGCGACGGUGCCGUCGCAACUGGAACUGGGACCACAUGAAGCUGCACCGCGACACCUGCCGCGCCUACGCCGAGGCCUAUCAGACGAAGCUGACGGCGAGGAAGCUGGCGAAAGAUAUCAACGAACGACUGACGGACUGCGAGACGAAGCUGGACAUCUUCAACCUGGUCAUAAUCCGGCAGCAGAUCGAGAUGGAGGUGGAGAGACUGGCGGAGCGGGAGAAGAGCCUGAAGGCGCAGCGUGGCUGGUUCGGUUUCCUGUGGAACAGCUCGCAGGUCGAGGAGACGAAGGAUCUCAACUCGGCCGCGGCCAUCAUGCGCCGAUUCGAGGAGGCGAUGACGCCGCAGGAGAAGGAGAAGCUCUACCGGGCGAUCGACUAUCAGGAGAACAGCGCGCCCGCGCAUUUCCCGGAGACGUUCGAGAUGAUGGACACGCGUUUCCUCCUGCACGGUCUGCAGAUCUCUCUGCUGGACACGGACAAGGAGCACCCGUGCAUCCUGGACCUGCAGCUGCACGGCGUGCGGGCGGGCUUCAAGUCGCGGCCGUCCGCGAACGCGAUCCUCGUCACCGCCUCUAUCAGCGACAUGAAGCUGCUGGGCGCGACGCAGCGCGGCCGCGUGCCCUCGCUCUUCAAUCCGGAACGCGGCAGCUCCGACAGCGCCCUGCUGUCGGUCUCCUACGAGAAGAAUCCACUCGACCGGCUGUGCGGCGAUCGUGUGAUCGUCAAGUCCCGCUCCGUCGACAUCAUCUACGACGCGCAAACCAUCAUAGAGCUGGUCAACAUGUUCAAGGUGCAAGACUCUUCGACGCUAAGCCAACUGCAAAUGGCCGCGGCGGAGCAGUUUGAGGGCCUUAAGGAGAUGUCGGCGCUCGGCUUGGAGUACGCCAUAGAGAAGCAUUCGGUGUUGGACAUACAAGUGGAUAUGCAGGCGUCGCAGCUCAUCAUACCGCACGGCGGCUUCUACGAGGACUCGAAGGCGCUGAUCGUCGUGAAUCUGGGCAGUCUGAAGAUGCAUUCCCUGGAGAAGGGCAAGAGCGACACGGCUGGCGCUAGCGUUAGGCAGCUGGUUAGCAUGGGCAAGAGCGAGGAGGAAGUAAUGCUGUACCUGAGGGAGCACAGCUACGACAAAUUCGCUUUGAAAAUAGUCAACUUUCAG